UCGACAAGAAGAUGAAGUCGUUCACGGCGAUCGCAGUUGUAACGGUGGCUCUGCUGGCGUCCUUUGGCCAGGCGAAGCAUCUGGAGUCCAAGGUGGCGGACAAGGACUUCCUGCUGAAGCAGAAGUUUGUCUUCGAGAUCAACCAGCAUCCCUACCAGGAUGAUGUCUUUGCAAAAGCCUACCCCGCCAGCUAUGCGGAGUACAAACCGUGGGAGCACAAAGCCGACUAUCUCCAUCCCGAGAUGCUGGAGCAUUUCUUCGAGCUGUGGCAGCACCAGCCCUUCACCAACGACAUGGCCUGGUCGGUGAUGUACGAGAAGCAUGAGGAGUAUGUCGUGGGUCUGGUGCGUCUCUUCUACUUUGCCAAGAACUGGGAGACCUUCCAGCACGUGGCCUACUGGGCCCGCCAGCACGUCAAUCAGCAGAUGUUCAUCUACGCCUUCACCAUUGCCACCAUUUUCCGGGACGACAUGCAGGGCGUGAUCAUGCCAGCCCACUACGAGAUUCAUCCCUGGAGCUUCUUCGAUAGUCAGGCCUUGGAAUGGGCGGAGCACUACAAGAUGCACGGCUUCCAUCACGUCAAGCAGAUGGACAACAUCUACAAUGUGGUGAUCAAGACGAACUACUCGAAUGUUCAUGGUUCCCUUAACUACGAUCAUGAUUUGGCCUACUACCUGGAGGAUGUGGGCUUCAAUGCCUUCUACUACUACUUCAAUUUGGACUAUCCCUUCUGGACGAAGGGCGGUGAUGAGCAUGUCCUGAACAAGGAUCGUCGUGGUGAGCUGUAUCUGUAUGUCCACUGGCAGCUGCUGGCCCGUUGGUACCUGGAGCGCCUGUCCCACGAUCUCGGCGAGGUUCCUGCCUUCAACAUGUACGUGCCCACCGAGUCUGGGUAUGCUAGUAACCUGCGAUCCUACUACGGAGUGCCCCAGUGGCACCGGGAGAACCACCACAGCUUCUACCACGAGCACAACUACGAGCACAUCGAGCAUGUCGAGAUGUACACGCAGCGCGUGAUGGACUGGAUCCACAGGAACGAGAAGUUCGAUCUGGAGACGAUCAAUGUGCUGGGUAAUAUCAUCCAGGGCAAUGUGGAUAGUGUGGACAAGAAGUUCUACGGCAGUCUGGAUAAGCUCUACAGGUUCAUUGUGAACGAGGGUCAUCAUUAUGGUCAUGGCGAUGAGAGCUUCCCUGGUCUGUUCAUGCACUACGACACCUCCAUGAGGGAUCCUAUUUUCUACGAGGUCUACAAGACCCUCGUAAGCCACUACUGGCAUCUGAUGGAGACCUAUCCGGAGUACCAGAAGAAGGAUUACCUCUACGAGGGCGUCCAAAUCGAUGCUGUUCACAUGCCCGAGAGUUUGACCACCUAUUUCGAGUACUUCGAUUCGGACAUUAGUAAUGCCGUGAAUGUGGAGCCCCCAGUGGAGGGUGCCACGGAUCAGCUAUAUCUCUUUGGUCGCAAUUCCCACUACAAGGGCGAGAGUUACGUGAUCAAGGCCCGCCAGCAGCGCCUCAACCACAAGCCCUUCGAGUUCACCCUGGAUGUCACCGCGGACAAGGCCCAGGAGGCCAUCGUAAAGGUCUUCAUUGGACCCAAGUUCGAUGAGCAUGGUCACGAGAUCCCACUGGAGUACAACUACCAGAACUUCUUCGAACUGGAGCAUUUUAAGGUCCAUCUGGAGGCUGGGGUUAACCACAUCAAGCGGGCCAGCGGUGACUUCUCCUUCUGGGUGAACGAUCGCACUACCUAUUUGGAACUCUACCAGAAGCUGAUGGACGCCUCGAACAGCGACUACAAGUUCAAGUUGGAUCAGUCGGAGGCCCAUUGCGGUGUGCCCAAUAGGAUGAUGCUGCCGCGGGGCAAGAAGGGCGGCCAGGUGUUCCAGUUCUUCUACAUGGUCUACCCGUACCACCAGCCCGAGGUUGCCCAGUUCACCGGCUACGAUCCGGUGGUCAGCUGCGGAGUGGGUCAUGGAUCCCGGUAUGUGGACGCCCUGCCCUUCGGUUUCCCCUUCAACCGACCUGUGAAGCACGACUACUACUUCGAUGUCCACAACUUCAAGUUCGUCGACAUCAAGAUCUUCCACCGCGACGAGCACACCAACGUUGUCUAGAUUCUAGA
Drosophila takahashii is the source of this 2125-nucleotide messenger RNA. RefSeq names its product Larval serum protein 2 (gene Lsp2). Lineage: Eukaryota; Metazoa; Arthropoda; Insecta; Diptera; Drosophilidae. The record is from RefSeq and is a predicted model, not a curated record.